AUGGAGCAAGUUGACGAAUUCUUCGUCAGAACAGAAAACGAGGCAACUUGUCAAGAAUAUGACGCGAAAAUUAUUUGGACAAAAACGAGUGGAACGAAUUCUGCUUCUUAUCAUUUGAGCAGAUAUCAACCAAAAUUAAAUGGAAAGAUGAAAAAUGAAGCAAUUGGCGAGAAAAAACGGAAAGAUGAAAUUGAGUUAGCAUCGUGA
Messenger RNA from Caenorhabditis briggsae, 207 nucleotides. The record is from RefSeq and is a predicted model, not a curated record. The transcript has 2 exons. Lineage: Eukaryota; Metazoa; Nematoda; Chromadorea; Rhabditida; Rhabditidae. Bases 1 to 207 code for a protein of 68 amino acids.